Amphibalanus amphitrite is the source of this 697-nucleotide messenger RNA. RefSeq lists its product as uncharacterized. The transcript has 5 exons. NCBI's taxonomy places the organism in Eukaryota, Metazoa, Arthropoda, Thecostraca, Balanomorpha, Balanidae. Bases 128 to 697 code for a protein of 189 amino acids. The record is from RefSeq and is a predicted model, not a curated record.
CAGUGACGUCAUAGUACAGACGGAGCCCCAGCCAUCGGCAACUUGUGACGUCACAGUACAGACGGAGCCCCAGCCAUCGGUCGCCAGUCUAUUCAACACGCUUGAGGAGUCGCUCGGCCUUGUAACCAUGACGACGUUCGACGCUCCGUCAGCCCUUGGCGAGGAUCAGCUGACGGCGCUCCUGCAGAGUCUUCCCCACUUGGAGGAGCUGACCGUCAGGGUCCCGUCCUUCGGAACGGGGCGGUGGCUGCGGCUGCUGCCGACGUCACUGAGGACGCUAUACGUUGCCGGGCCGGAGGUGACGAAGCCGAGGUGGCCGGGACGGCACGGGAGUGGUCUGUCGGUGUCUCUCCAAGGGGUGACUGCCGACACCAUCAGCCACCUGGCCACGGAGCUGGGGUCACGGAUUACCCUACUAGUCACGGAUGCACAAAUAACUACUAUUCCAAGUCAACUUCGUGGUGCCAUCAUCAGGGUGGACCCAAACACUGUCAUCCUUCCGGCCGGAGUCGGUGACAGCGAGCUGACGGAGCUGCGGAGCUCACGGGAGACUGUGGAGCGGCUGUCAGUCUCCGCCGCCGACCUCCCGCUACUGAGGGAGCAGCUGCCGGAGGGCCUCGAGUGCCUCAAUGUCAGAGGGCCGGAGGUGACGGAGCCGAGGUGGCCGGGACGGUACCGGGAUGGUCUAUUGUACUGA